Molecule: messenger RNA, 573 nt
Organism: Protopolystoma xenopodis
Lineage: Eukaryota; Metazoa; Platyhelminthes; Monogenea; Polystomatidea; Polystomatidae
Source: the annotation of a GenBank genome assembly
AUGAGCAUUCCUUUUGGUCUUGCUGCUCAAUUGACCGGCCGGCAACUGCACUCUGCUGGUGGUUCUCAACAGUCCCUACCACAUAUGCUACUCCAGCAUUCUCAUCCUCAACAACAACAAAUGGACACAUCAUCGCUGAAUUAUCAGACAACUCUGCAUAAUAACGGCAAAAAUAAUAGUUCAAGUGCUGCAGCCUCCAAUCAAGCUUGUCUUCUCGUCGGCAAUACUUCUUCUACAAUUGCCGGUGCUGGGGAAGGAGUUGCAUCCAUUAUUGGUCCCUCAGAGCCUCAUCCUCAUAGUCGGCCGUGUGGACAGCUUGUUUUUGAAAAUGGAACCAUUACCAUGGUCGACAGAGCCAGUCGUAGCGCUCACAACUCUCCGAAUAGAUCCAAUCUUAGCUCCCCAACUCCUAAUCAGCUUGUGCGAGCAAACAUGUCUAACCUUCGGUCUUAUAAUCAGGCUGAGAAUUCGUCGCCAGUUUCAGGCUCCAAAUUUAAUCAGCUACGCGGUGUUCCUGAUUCACAGAACCCAAAGCAUUACCCAAUUUCGGCCCUGGUUCCACUUCUUUUAUGA